AUGCACGGUGAAGCAUUAGUGCAAGUCCCUGAUGUUGCUAGGCGAUUUGUAACCAAUGAACAAGAUACAGAAGUAAAUCGUUAUGAGACGAUGGUAAUGGAUGUAGCAACUGCUCAAUUUCACAAUGUUGAUGAUUUAAUUGAAGAAACUCCAAACCCAGCAGCCCAACAUUUAUAUGAUAUGUUAAAGGCGAGUGAUAGAGAGUUGUGGCCUGGCUGUAAAACUCAUACCCAACUAUCUCUUGUAGCUCGAUUGAUGAGUUUAAAAUUUGAGAAUAAUAUGUCAGAGCGAUGCUUCGAUCAAAUUUUGGAGUUGAUUAAGGAAGUAGUUCCCGAAGAUAAUUUAGUCACAGGAGAUUUCUACAGUGCUAAGAAAUUACUUCGUGGGAUGGGUUUGCCAGUUGAAAGGAUAGAUUGUUGUCGCAAUAACUGCAUGCUCUUUUGGGGGGAUGAUGAUGACUUGCAUGAGUGUAAGUUUUGCGAUGCAAAACGUUAUAAAGAAUCUUCUGGGGCUAGUGGUAGUCGCCAACGACGUCUAGUUGCAGUCAGUCAGAUGCAUUACUUUCCAAUCACCCCAAGAUUGCAAAGAUUAUAUGCAUCUAAAGCAACAGCAGCAGAUAUGCGAUGGCAUGCUACAUCAGUUAAUGAUGGUGUGAUGAGACACCCUGCAGACUCACCUGCAUGGAAACAUUUCGACCAAACAUUUCCUGAUUUUACGGUUGAAGUUAGAAAUGUAAGAUUGGGGCUUUGUACUGACGGAUUCGCGCCAUUCAAUAGUUUUGAUAAACAAUAUUCCUCAUGGCCAAUCCUACUUACCCCAUACAAUCUUCCUCCUUGGAUGUGCAUGAGAGAACAACACAUAUUUCUCACUGCUGUUGUUCCUGGCCCACACAAUCCAAAGGAUAUGAUUGAUGUUUUUCUUCAACCGCUAAUUGCCGAGUUGUCUCAUCUUUGGGAAGUCGGUGUCCAAACGUAUGACAUAUCAUUGAAAAAUAAUUUCCAAAUGCGUGCUGCACUUUUGUGGACAAUUAGUGACUUCCCCGCCUAUUCAAUGCUUUCUGGUUGGAGUACAGCUGGUAGAUUGGCAUGUCCACGUUGUCUUGAUGAUACAGAUUCUUUUAGAUUACCUUUGAGUGGUAAGCAAUCUUGGUUUGACUGUCAUAGGAGGUUUUUAUCCCCCGAUCAUCCUUUUCGGCGCAACAAAACUGCAUUUGUUAAAAAUUCUCAAGUAAAAAAAGGUCCUCCACAAACCAAAAAUGGGCAUCAGGUGUUGGCGGAGAUUGAGGGAUUGAGCAUUAAAAAAUUAACAGAGUUGACAGUUGAAGAGACUAGAUUGCGGAUAGCUAGACGACAGAGAUCUUAUGAGUCCGGUUGGAGGAAAAAAAGUAUAUUUUGGGAUUUGCCGUAUUGGAGUUCAUUGCUUAUACGUCAUAAUCUUGACGUUAUGCACAUUGAAAAGAAUGUCUUUGAUAACAUUUUCAACACCAUUAUGAACACUAAAGGCAAAACAAAGGAUACGAGCAAAUCUCGUGAAGAAUUGAAUAGAUGUGUCAACCUGAGUACACUUCAAAUGUUUGGCAUGAAGAGUCAUGAUUGCCACGUGAUGAUGCAACGAGUGUUGCCGGUCGCAUUAAAAGAACUUCUUCCAAUCAAUGUAUGGAAAGCAAUCACAGAUCUUUGUCUCUUUUUCAAAGAUUUGACAUCACCUUCUAUUCAAGUGGACAAUCUUCUUCUGAUGCAACAAAACAUUUCUGUUAUUCUUUGUAAGUUAGAAAGAAUCUUCCCUCCAAGUUUCUUUGACUCUAUGGAACAUCUACCAAUUCAUCUCGCCGAUGAGGCAUUGAUGACAGGCCUUAUGCAGUAUAGAUGGAUGUAUCCAUUUGAGAGGUAUUUGGGAAAGUUGAAGAAAACGGUUAAAAACAAAGCCAAAGUUGAAGGAUCAAUUACAAAUGCUUACCUUGUGGAAGAAGCUACAACAUUUUGUUCUUAUUACUUUAAAGAUCAUGUUAAGACAAAGUAA
Messenger RNA from Salvia miltiorrhiza (redroot sage), 2019 nucleotides. RefSeq lists its product as uncharacterized. The transcript has 2 exons. The record is from RefSeq and is a predicted model, not a curated record. Bases 1 to 2019 code for a protein of 672 amino acids. Lineage: Eukaryota; Viridiplantae; Streptophyta; Magnoliopsida; Lamiales; Lamiaceae.